Messenger RNA from Panicum virgatum (switchgrass), 1655 nucleotides. RefSeq names its product 4-hydroxyphenylacetaldehyde oxime monooxygenase-like. The record is from RefSeq and is a predicted model, not a curated record. The transcript has 3 exons. Lineage: Eukaryota; Viridiplantae; Streptophyta; Magnoliopsida; Poales; Poaceae. The coding region runs from base 240 to 1493 and encodes 417 amino acids. Gene Ontology annotation, molecular function: monooxygenase activity; heme binding; oxidoreductase activity, acting on paired donors, with incorporation or reduction of molecular oxygen.
ACCUUACUCUCCUCUCCAUCCUCCUCGCAUGGUCAAGGAGAUGGAGCAGAUCUAGGCCAGCCCUGCAUCUGCCGCCGGGUCCCCGGAAGCUGCCGCUCCUCGUCAACCUGCACCAGGUCGGCGCCCUGCCGCACCGGAGCCUGCGGGCGCUCGCUCGGCGGCACGGGCCCGUCAUUCUGCUGCGCCUGGGCUCCGUGCCGGCGGUGGUGGUGUCCUCGCCGGAGGCGGCGAGGGAGGUGAUGAGGACGCACGAAGCGCAGUGCUGCAGCCGGCCGGCCAUGCCGGGGCCGCGCCGGCUGACGUACGGGUACAAGGACGUCGCCUUCGCCCCCUACGGCGACCAUGUCCGCGAGAUGCGCAGGCUCUUCGUCCUCGAGCUGCUGAGCAUGCGCCGCGUGCAGGCUGCCUGGGAUGCCAGGGAAGCUCAGGUGGACAAGCUUGUUGAGAACCUGAGUCGUGCCGGGCCGAACCCGGUGGCGCUCAACGAGCACAUCUUCGGCGCCGUGGAUGGCAUCAUCGGCACGGUGGUGUUCGGGAAACUCUAUGGAACGGAGCACUUCAAGAUGCAGUUCCUGGACAUGCUCAGUGAAGCGAUGGACAUGCUAGGCAGCUUCUCCGCCGAGGAUUUCUUCCCCAACGCCGCUGGCCGUCUCGCCGACCGCCUGACGGGCCUCGUCGCCCGUCGUGACAGGAUAUUCAGGAGGCUCGAUGCCUUCUUCGAUGCAGUCAUCGAUCAGCACCUGAGCACCACCUGCAGCAAGCUUGAUGGCGAAAACUGCAGAUCAGACCUAGUGCAAGCGCUGAUUGAGCUAUGGAAGGGCAACGGGAGUGCGGUGCCUUUCACCCGUGACCAUGUGAAGGCUAUGCUCUUUGAUACCUUUGUCAGCGGAAUCAACACAAGCGCCGUCACCAUGGUGUGGGCGAUGUCAGAAAUGAUCCAGCACCCGGGGGUGCUGAAGAAUGUACAGGACGAGAUCAGAGCUGUGGUAGGAAGCAAACAGAGGGCUUCACGUGAUGACAUGUCAAAGCUGAAGAACCUGAAGAUGGUUGUCAAGGAGACCCUCCGGAUGGACCCUCCCUUAACUCUGCUACUGCCAAGGGAGACCAUUCAGCAGGUCAAUAUCUCAGGGUACGAUGAUCCGGCGAAUACAAGAAUUAUCGUGAACACAUGGGCGAUCAGCAGGGACCCUAACAUUUGGAAAGAUCCAGAGGAGUUCAAACCGGAGAGGUUCAUAGGGUCAAACACUGACUUCAAUGGCAAACAUUUUGAGUUCAUGCCGUUUGGCUCGGGUCGCCGGAUCUGCCCUGGCAUGGCCAUGGCUGUGACUAACAUGGAGUUCAUCUUGGCCAACCUGCUAUACUGUUUUGAGUGGGAGCUACCUGAGGGUGUGGCAAAGGAGGACAUAAGCAUGGAGGAGGCAGGGAGCCUGGCGUUCCAAAAGAAGACACCACUCAUGUUGGUGCCAAGGAGGUACCAGACUGCUAGUUGUUGAAGUAAAUGCACAUUCAACAAAGGUGAAAGUUAUGUUCGUUGUCAUUGUCUUUGUAUCUAAGGAAUUACGUAUUCCGUAUCCCUAAAUUAGUAUUGUGGAUAUUUUUCUAAAAUAUAUGUACCAUAAUAUAUAAUAUAAAAAUGAUUAAACUCUCUAAAACUA